Messenger RNA from Opisthorchis viverrini, 3937 nucleotides. RefSeq lists its product as hypothetical. The record is from RefSeq and is a predicted model, not a curated record. The coding region runs from base 1 to 3921 and encodes 1306 amino acids. The transcript has 16 exons. Lineage: Eukaryota; Metazoa; Platyhelminthes; Trematoda; Opisthorchiida; Opisthorchiidae.
AUGGUCUGUUUCGACAAAUACACGGUACAAAGCCGGACGAAGUUUUCAAUGUACGUAAUAAUCUAUCUGAGUGUCCUUCCACAUGACCAGGUCACUGUCACAAGGAGCUUCCUCGAAAAGAAGGCUAAGUCACUCUUGCCCUUCCUGGAGCUAUAUAAGAAGCGUCUAGAUUGGUUAAAUAGUGGUAGUCGAACAAUGUUCGGUGUUUUACAAGAACAGUCCGUGACCAUUUUAAUUGACGCGACGAUUGGGAAUGUUCGAAACGCAGAAGAUAUGAUCAACGCCAUUGCUUGUUUUCUCAAAGACCAAGUGAAGCGAAUUUUGGAAUUCAAUUUAAUACAUUGCGUAGAUGAACCGCGUUGGCUCCACCCUAACAUCCAACGCGUGUCUUCAGAUUCGAUACGUCAAGCUUGCCAAUGGCUUUACGGAUUGAAGUUACCCCCUCGUCGAUCAAUAUUCGCCAUUGCCGAAUGCCUACGUGAUAUCAGUUUAUCUAACCAAGACCAAGAUGCUGUAUAUCUCAUCACUGAUGGGGAAUCAGUUUCUGCCUACUAUGAGCUUCUACGUAAAGAACUAUCACGCAUGCGUUGCCCACUGCAUAUUGUUGCAUACGGGUGUACCGACAUCGACAGUUUGAAGUUGUUAUCCUCUCUGAGCAUAGCUACCGGUGGCAGGUUUCACGCAUACGCUCCGAAGGGAUGCCUGUUAGACUAUUCAGCCAGUCCUGUGGAUUCUGCAAACCCUGAGGCUAGAGUAACUGCGUCCGAAGUGGUCUACGGUGGAACUCCUGAGGGAUGGCCUCAACGAGAGGACUGUAUGAGAAUAUUUGAAGAGUUGGAGGAGGCAAGGUCAACUCUAAAUCAAAUUCAGCAGGUUAUAGAAGCCAUGGAUAAGGGGCUUCCUGUUCAUAUAGAAGUACCAUGUACGGAGGAUGAUUGUACUAGAAGCCUGCAUAGUAAUCCCCCCACAAACAAGCAGGAGGAACAAAUGUCCUCAAAACAGUGGCUCCAAAGACAUGGUCUGGGAGCACAGCGUUUGGAUCUCUUCGACGUACUUGCACAAGCCUGCUUUAGACAUUGUGAUGGCAUGGUUGAUAUACUGCGACCACCCACAGAGGAAGGAUCUGGUCAGUCUGAAAAAAAUCAGAUGAAGGUCUUUAGGCACAAGGAGCUAAUGACCGAGCGACUGACCGCACCCUUGGUGCCUAGCGCGCUUAAUGUUGUCCAACAGAUUAUUCAUCCAAAACACAUCGAUGCUUGCUACUGUGAUCAGUUUGCUCAUAUCAUCUGGAAGGAUGGUCAGAUUGUCCACGUACAGGUUACUCCUGAACAUUACCGACUCUACGCACGCAGAGUUCAGGCCAAUCUAACUGCAAUUCAAAAGCGCAUCGACUGGCUUUGUCGUGGCUCAAGAGAACUGUUCGGAACAAUAACUGAAGAUAAUGUUUGUAUCGUGAUUGAUACCAGCACAUCAAUGUCGCCUUCCAUUAAUUUCGUCAAACAGAAACUGUUGCUGCUGCUUCAGGAGCAGUUGAAAUAUAGGAAGAAAAUGAACUUCAUCGCAUACAGUGACAGAGUUAUGGCUUGGAGUGAAUACUGUUUGGACACUACUGCGGAGAACAUCAUAUGUAAAGUGCUACUGCAAGACUGGGUGGGCUCGAACCCUAACCUCAUGCUUGCGGAUGAACCGAUUGAGGUAGUAGACAAAUUUGUUUACCUGGGCAGCUGUAUCAGUCCCGGUGGUCUGGCGAACGAUGAAAUUACCAUCCGGAUUAAGAAGGCCAGAGCAGCUUUUGCGAACCUACGUCACCUGUGGCGUAGGCGUGACAUCAGCUUCUCUGUCAAGGGUCGAGUUUACAAUGCUGCGGUGCGCUCCAUAUUACUAUAUGGAUCAGAAACCUGGCCGCUGCGCACCGAGGACGUCAAAAGACUUUCAGUGUUUGACCAUCGACGUCUUCAGAGCAUUGCCCGAAUCUGGUGGGAACACCGGAUCAGUAAUUCUGAGGUACGUCGAAUGGUAUUCGAGAGAAAUAACUCACCCUCGAUAGAUGAACUGAUCACACUGCACAGGUUGCGUUGGCUUGGCCACGUGCUGCGUAUGCCAGUCGACCGACUUCCUCGAAGGGCUCUUUUCGCCCAACCAUGUGAAGGGUGGAAGAGAGCCAGAGGCGGUCGAACAAUGACUUGGCAGCGAAGUAUGAAGGCCAUUACCAGCAAACUCAGCUGCCACGAAUUUACUGACCGGAAGGUCCGUGGUUCGAACCCGACCUCUGCCUCUCGACUUUCCCUGUCUAGGCUUGACCAGCCUAACAGUAUCCCAGCCCUCGUGCUUCCUUUUGGUGGUGUGGCAGUUCAGUACCGAAAGGUAGCCCUACUGAAAGCCUGUAGUUGCAACUUGUUAAUUUAUUCCUUCAAGUCAGCAGCCAACUGGGCGAAAAAUCUCACAUGUGGCGGUUCGACCAAUACACUGGCAGCUCUGCAGUUUGCGCUCUCUGAUACACAGAUUGAAGGCAUCUAUUUACUAACUGACGGUCGUCCUGAUCAAGCCCCCAGAACCAUUCUUCUCAAAAUGCACUUACAAAGUCGUAUUCCUAUUCACGCCAUCAGUUUCAAUUGUCAAGAUCCCGAAGCAAACCAGUUUCUGCUCGAUCUAGCCAAAGAAUCUGGAGGCAGAUUCCAAUACUUUACACUAACAAAAAAAGCGCCGGAAACAGCUGAUCAGUGGGAGAGUGAAGAUAUCAGGCUUCUUCGCACAGAGUACAGACUGGGAUUGCGAAGUUUAGAGAGAAUGGCUGAGUUGCGGGAUGAGUGCAGGCGCUUGGCUAAGGAGUCAGCGUUGAUUCAGAGAAAACGCAAACGAACAUCCGAGCCCAGUCGAUUGAAGAAGUCCGAUGAAAGUGAGCUGCUACCCCGAGUCGGUCAACGUGUUUGGAAAAUUGCAAAACCAAGCAGUCCGCGAAAGAACAGUCCAAAACCGGAUACCAUGAAAUUUGACAGUCCAGGUACGAAUGUUGCUGAUGAUAGUGAAAUGGCUGGAUCUAGCAGGCAGAUAGAGAGGGGGCAGACCGAACCGGAAAAGAUCAAACCUGCACAGUGGAGGAAAAUGCCGCGACAGGAAAAUAAAGCGGGAACAAAUGUUACAUCCACGAGAAAGCUUCACUCUGACUACGAAGGUAAAGAGCACGUAACCCUGUUCCGAACGAAGGAUAUUCUUGAUAAAUUGGAGCUAAAAGAAGCCAGUCACUCAAAAGAGAACCUUCGAGGAAAACAAGGUGGUCGUCAAGUUAAGGACCCUGAGUCAAAUGAAAAGGAAAAACCAAUUGAUAUAUCCAGCUGGAUGGCACGAUAUGGUCUGCGACCACUGAAACUUCGCUUGAUCGAUCUUCUCACUCCCGUCGCCGUACCACUUCGUCCUUCAUAUAUCCCUUCUCUGAGGCACAACAUCAUUUCAAAUGUGUUACUGGAAACCUUGCCGGUCGCGUUCAUUUCACCGUCAAAGCGGUCGGAAUCGGAAUCGGUUCAGGUGUUCAACCCACUUGCAGUCGACUACAAUUCAUAUGAAAAAGCCUUGACGGCAGCGCUUGCGCGAAUUGAAAGGAAGUUAAUGGAAGUUGUUGCUCGAUAUCUGAGUGAGGAUGGUGUCAAAAGCCUUGUUGAAAGGGCGGAAAUAAAACAAGGUCUUCCUUGGCAGACUCAAAUUUGUUGGUAUCAGUACAAAGAUGUGAUAAUUCAAGCCUUUGAAGAUGAACGGUGGCCAAUAGCAAAGAAAGACUUCCACAUACUUGCAAACGAAUUGGACAAAGGUGGUCAAGACUACCUGGAAGCAAAAAAGUUGAAACGUUUUGGCCGAAUUUCAACUCAACAGUCCCCACCAGUUUUCCGACAACCAUGUGGGCACGAAAUUCCAAAAACUCUUCGAUAGUUGCUCUCCUCUAAUU